Messenger RNA from Aspergillus alliaceus, 1389 nucleotides. RefSeq lists its product as uncharacterized. The record is from RefSeq and is a predicted model, not a curated record. The coding region runs from base 94 to 1308 and encodes 404 amino acids. Gene Ontology annotation, molecular function: protein binding. The transcript is spliced from 2 exons. NCBI's taxonomy places the organism in Eukaryota, Fungi, Ascomycota, Eurotiomycetes, Eurotiales, Aspergillaceae.
UGUCACCAGACAUAACCAUACGCAUAAAAUCAAUGAUUAGAUUGAUUAGAUGUAUCCAAGCAUACAUACAUAAAUCCCACCUAUAAAUACAUAAUGACCCUCCAAGCCCCCCAAUCCGCCACCACCAUCUACCUCGACCAACCCCCAAGCUGCCUCCAAUCCUGCCCCUCAUCCCCCAACCACUUCCUCAUAGGCACCUACCUCCUUACCGAAACAAAAGAUGAAGCCGGCACUAUCCAACAAACCAAAACCGGCAGCCUGCAACUCUGGCACCUGACCCCAGAAACCAACUCCUUAUCCCUAAUCCAAAAACUUCCCCUACAAUAUGCAGUCUUUGACCUCCACUUCCACCCCAGGGACCCCAAUCUGCUCGCCAUUGCCACAAGCGCAGCAUCAGUUGCCCUCUUCCGCCUCUCAGGCCCAACACCAACCCCCGAAAUCCACCCGGUAUGGACGAAACCCGUCCACGAGGACCCGACCAUUCCGGCCCUCUUCCUCGCCUGGACGCCGCAGAACUGGCUAAACGAGACCGAGACCGAGACCCAGGCCGACGGGUUCGCGGUGACCUUUUCCGACGGCCGGACCAGCAUUUUCGGUUGCUCCCAGGGUACUACGGGACUUGUCGAGGAAGAUGCGAUCUCGGAAUGGGGCUCCUUUGCUGCGCGGGAGACGAUCGAGGUGUGGUUUGUUGCGCUGGAGAUAUUCUCCGACAACGACGGGAGUCAGGUCCCGUUUUUGUUUACCGGGGAUGAUUUUGGGUCGUUGCAGACGCGGCGGUUUGGGGGUGAGAGGGAAGGGGAACUUUUAUCGGGGGUUUUGGGGGAUUGGGAUGAUCGGGGGAGGAAUCAUGGGGCUGGGGUUACGGCGAUUUUGCCACUUCCGGUGGGAUUGGAGGACGGGGCGCCGGUGGUGCUUACGGGGAGUUAUGAUGAGAGUUUAAGGGUUUAUCGGGCUACGCGGAGGGGGGAGGUUUUGGCAGAGGUGGGUUUGGGGGGUGGAGUUUGGCGGUUGCAGUUGGUGAGGACGGAGAGGCGUGGGUUGGAGGAUGGGGGGAAGGAGUGGGUGUUUCUUGUUCUGGCGAGUUGUAUGCAUGCUGGGACGAGGGUGGUGAGGGUUACGCGGACACUGGGGCAGUGGGAUAUUGAGGUUUUGGCGGAGUUUACGGAGCAUGAGAGUAUGAAUUAUGCGUCUGAUGUGUGGAAGCCCGAGGAGGGAUAUGACUUGCAAGGGAAGGAGAUGUCUGAGCUGCUCUGCGUAUCGAGUAGUUUCUACGAUCGGAGACUUUGCGUGUGGCGGGUCAAUGUAUGAGGGAAAAGUCCCUCAAAAAUGAGAGAUGGUUUUAUUGUUCAUGAAGUGAUUCGCUCGAUAAAUUCAUCAUGCGGUAUACAA